UUAUCGUUCAACCAAAACUUUUUUUUAUUUUUAUCUUGUUCAGCACUGAAACAUUUUCAAUUGGGGUAUUCUUCUUAGAGCUGGUUAAUAUCGCAUCGUCAAAGACUCUUUUUCUUCCGGACCUAGCCAUGGCAGUCCCGGCAUCCUUACCAGCUUUACUGGACUCCUUAACAACCUCGUUAAAUUCAGCAUUCGAGGCCACUCCUAAAAUAUCCGGCAUCGAACCAACCAAGGACGGAGUAUCCCUCCUCGACGUCAAAAACGAGCUUCUACUCUCCUACCUACAAAACCUUGUCUUCCUAAUUUUACUUAAGAUCAGGAAUGCAAGAGAAGCCGGCUCAGAGGAACUGGAAGAGCAGAACGGAUCUGACCUCUCGGACACGGUUGUGAAAAAGUUGGUUGAAUUACGACUAUACCUUGAUAAGGGAGUUCGGCCCCUCGAGGAGAAAUUGCAAUUCCAGCUUGAUAAGAUAUUACGCGCAACUGAUGAUGCUGAGCGCGUUGCUUCUCAGGCGUUAGAAGAUGCCGGUUCAGAGUCAGAAUCGGAGUCGGAUGAAGGAGACAGUGACGGAGAUGCUUCUGAAAAUGAGGCCCCUGUCCGACCUAUAGUUGGUCCCUCAGCCAAGCAGUUUGGUCCCAGCUUCAACAACUUUGCGCCACCUUCAAAUCCCGUAGGAAUGGCCGCCAUUACAACGACGGAAGACAAGACAGGUGCAUACCGCCCGCCUAAGAUUACCCCGACCGUUAUGCCCACAGCCGAGCGGAGGGAGCGGCGUGAGCGCAGACCCAUGAAGUCUGCCGCCGUCGAUGAAUAUGUCGCGAACGAGCUAUCGCAUAUACCAAUUGCAGAACCGAGCAUUGGAACGACGAUCGUGUCCGGCGGCAGAAAGAUGAAGACCGCCUCUGAGCGCCAGGAAGAGGACCGUAAGCGUGAAUAUGAAGAGUCCAACUACGUGCGUUUGCCGAAGGAGAGCAAGAAAGACCGCGCCAAGCGUAACAAGACUGAGGGACGCAGCGCAAAGGUGAACUUUGGUGGUGAAGACUGGCGGGAUCUUGGUGAGGGCGUGGACCGAAUCGAGAGAUUGACCAGACGUAGAGAAGGCGGCAGUAGCACCAAGGCGCUACUCGAGAAGAGUCGUAAGAGAACCAGAGAGACGGUCGAUAGCGCCCGUGGAAGUGGCCAUGCCAUUGGGACUCGGGAGAUAGGCGAAAGGUUUAAUAAGCGUCUCAAGGUCAUGGAGGGCGGACGCAGAGACCGAGGCAAGCGUUAAGGAUAUACCUAAUGUCAACUAAAUAUCAUUGAAUCCGGACUUAUGGCUAUCUAUACAUAAGGUAUGCUAACUCCAAGAUUCAACUAAAAGUACCACAACAAAGGUGUCAACCCUGAUUAUGGCCUUUGAACAGCCACCGGUUUUGUCUUCUUCCAUAUAAUCAUAGUUCCCUCAGGUCCUUUCAUACUCAUUACGUAUCCUACACAGUCUAGCAACUUACAGCCAGAUUACGUUCUCAAAAAUAAUACAACGAGAAUUGAACCUCCUUUCCGCGAUUAAACUACAACAGCGGGUCGCCGAAAACAAUCCAGUACAGGGGAUCCCGUACGAACGUCGAA
Molecule: messenger RNA, 1609 nt
Organism: Daldinia loculata
Lineage: Eukaryota; Fungi; Ascomycota; Sordariomycetes; Xylariales; Hypoxylaceae
Exons: 1
Coding region: 129-1271 (380 amino acids)
Biological process (GO): maturation of SSU-rRNA from tricistronic rRNA transcript (SSU-rRNA, 5.8S rRNA, LSU-rRNA)
Cellular component (GO): small-subunit processome; nucleolus
Source: RefSeq, a predicted model, not a curated record